AUGGAAGCGGAAGAAGAUAAGAAAGAUGAUAUUUUUACAGAAAUUGAUGAAGAAAUAAAAAACUUUGGAUCUAUUAAGAAGGAAAAAGGAAUUUUAGAUAUCGAUUCUUACCAAUUUAUCAAUGAUUUACUGAUGAAAUACACUGAAAUUAAAGAAUAUCAGGACAGAGCUGAACACCGAAAGACCAGACGAAGUCUUGCCGACAAUAAGGAAGCAUACAAGCAAGAAGUUGCUAGAUUUAUGGACGUAGAAAUGAAGGCUCAUGUAACUGUACUAGGCUAUAUCUGUAACAAAUCAGAUGUCUCUUCAAAGGAAUAUGCCUUGAGUCAGAUGGUACAAGAGCCUGAAUUAGCAAAACUUGACAAGAUAGAGCCCAAAGUGACUCCGUUCGAAAUCCCUUGUCCCAAAGUGUCAAAGGAGCAUGCUCAGAAAGCUUUGAAAGAAAUCGAGCGUCUUCGGAUGACAAAAGAACUUGAAACCAGCAUCCUAGUUAAUGACGAGCAUUCAUCAAAACUAAAGGACUUAAUGAAGCCCAAAGUUAUCGAAAUCCCCAACGAUGAGGAUGAAGGUGAAGAAUCUGAGGAAGAAGAGGAGUCUGAGAGUGAAGAAGAUGAGAACAAGCCUGCUAAAUCAGACUUUGAUAACUACUCUGUCUCCUUUGAUGGUAUGGUAGACAGGCUCAUCUCUGAUAAUCUCAUUCAGGAUAAAGUCUACGAGCAAUACAAGAUCGAAGAAGAAGAUGCUAUCCGAAUAUUAUCCCAAGCUGAAGAGGGAAAUUAG
Molecule: messenger RNA, 780 nt
Organism: Moneuplotes crassus
Lineage: Eukaryota; Ciliophora; Spirotrichea; Euplotida; Euplotidae
Source: the annotation of a GenBank genome assembly